Messenger RNA from Colias croceus (clouded yellow), 2421 nucleotides. RefSeq names its product protein vein (gene vn). Lineage: Eukaryota; Metazoa; Arthropoda; Insecta; Lepidoptera; Pieridae. Gene Ontology annotation, biological process: dendrite self-avoidance; homophilic cell-cell adhesion; axon guidance. Gene Ontology annotation, molecular function: cell-cell adhesion mediator activity. The record is from RefSeq and is a predicted model, not a curated record. Bases 53 to 997 code for a protein of 314 amino acids. Gene Ontology annotation, cellular component: axon; plasma membrane. The transcript has 5 exons.
ACGAGCUAGGGUCGCACCGACGUGAGCGACGCGAGUGCGCUGCGAUGGCGCGAUGAGGACGUGCGCGCGCGCGGCGUUUUGCUGGGCCCUGUUCUGCCUCGUCGGCAGCCUGGCGGCGCCGCGCCGCCUCUACUGCGAGCGGGCGGACGUCGCGUGGCGAGCCUACCGGGCCCCGGCCGCCUUCGAGGCGCGCGUGCAAUCGCUCGCCAAAGACGCCGCCACGGUGCAAGUCCGCCGCGUUCUGCGCCGCCAGGGCCGCUGGCCCCGGGAAGAUGCCAUUAUCCGGCUCAAACUGCCCCAGGAUUCACUCGAGUGCUCCGGACGUUUCGAAGUGCCGUUACAGAAUCGAAAGAACUAUAUCGUGUUCGCGGAAAGGAGGGGCCAUGCCGCCGUGGCCCUCGGGCCUCCGUUGAGAAGGACCGGCAAGUUGAUUAGGAGGAUACGCGCGGUCUACAAGCCUGGUUACAGUAGUCCCGCGCGGGUCGAGCCGAUGCAGUCGGUACGCACGACGCGCGGCAGCCGCGUGAAGCUCGAAUGUCGGGCGAGCGCGCGGCCCCCGCCACGGAUAUCGUGGUACAGGGACGGCCGGCCGGUGGCUGAUAUUGCUUUAAGGAGAUUCCGGGUGCAGAGUUUCAGAAGGCGCUCGGUGUUAGUGAUAAGGCACGCGCGGCGCGAGGACGCCGCGACGUACGAGUGCAGGGCGCAGGGCGCCGUGGGGCCCCCAGCCAUCGCCUCGGCCAACGUCAGCGUGUUGCCGCCUGCCACUUCGGCGCCUGAUACUUCAAUGAUCGGUGCGCCGUGUCCUAUGCCAGACCCCUCCUCCUAUUGUCUCAACGGAGGCACCUGUUUAUUCUUCGAGCUUGUUCAAGAACAGGCUUGCAAAUGCCCAGAAGGCUUCAAUGGACAACGCUGCGAGAACAAGGACGUGUCGAACAGGAGCAGUAUGUAUCAUUCCUACACAUGCAAACUGGGCCUCUCCACGUCCUACUACUGUUAGCGAGCGUUUCGACCACAUCCCACCCACCUCUAUGUAUUCUAGAAAAAUCAAUAUCCGAACAUUCAACACAGAUGAAUAUUUAGGUACAAGCAUCCGAACGAUGCUGACGUUACCGCCAAAACAAUUGUCAUUGAUUUGACACGUUCGAUUAAAAAAAUAUUUAGUAUUGCCAUUUUAAAAUUGUGACAUGAAAAUUAAAAAGCAUUUUAUUAUCAUGCCAAGAUUCAAGACUGCAAUAGUCUAGUAUUACAAUUAUUUGCCAGAUGAUAUUUUAGAAAUAUUCGUUUAUGCUCGUUGAACAGUUGUCUGCUGACAACUUGUAAUCGUUUUAGGGCCAGCUGUUUGCAUGGCCGUUAUUCUCUCAUAGAACCUCUGCUUCUCGCAACCAAACCGAGAAUACAAGUAGAUUCUAUAUUAUUCUGACUUUUGUUUUCUAUAGUUUUAUCUUUUAGCAAAGCUUUAAAUUAUUUUUAGUUGUAUAAAUAGCUGGCCCAGUGAGAUUAUAAUUUUAAGCGUUUUUAAUAGACGAAUCUUCUUACUAUUUGGAUAAAUUUACCGACAGUAAUAGAUAAAAUUGUCCAUUGAAAUCCUGUCUUACAGGUUAUAAAUUCGAUAAAAAUUAACGCGAUAAUUAUUAUUGAAUUUAUUGUUCGGUUAUCGAAGUUGUAAAUAUUUUACUGUAUUUUGCGAAUUAUUAUAUUGUUAUAAAUCAUAAGGUUUGAUAACUUUAGUAUGUAAUAAUCAGAUGAAGAGACUUGCAAGUUAUGUACAUAUCUACUAGGGUAAGGUUUUAUUAGGAUCGUUUUCUAUUAAUAAAAAUUCUAGACUCUUUCUCGCCUUGCACACGUGAAUUUUACAGUCCCUUGUGUUUUGUGAAAUGAUAAAUGAUACGGUCUACUAUUUAAUUUUAUCAAAGUUUUUGAAAUUUCGUUCAAUUCAAUAUUAUUUUUUACCUAGUCAAAGUGCAGUUAACAAUUAUUAAUUUAUACAUGGAUUUCAUGAGUGCGUCUAAUGAGUGAGUGAAUGAUUAUUAAAACGUCAGAUUCCUACCCUUUUAUAGUUUCUAGCUUUCAUGUAACUUUCUGAAUGAGACCGAACUGUACGAUGAAUGGUUUUGUUAUCAAUAUUUUCAUUUUGUAUAAAGUUCUUUAAGUCCAUUAUUUAUAUUUAAUUAAACUAGAAUUGACUAUUUAUUAUAUUAAUGUGAAGAUUAUAGGGCAUUAAGGUGAAGUGAUGUCAUACGCUUUCAUAUUUUUUGUUAACCAAAUAACCAUAUAUUUUCAGCCCUGUUGCAUUGACGUCACAUUACUUUUUCUAAGUCUCACAACAAAUACUAAGAAACACACAGAAUAUGUUAGUUAUGUAACAAAGAUACCAAAAUUACAAUAAAAGAAUGAGUGAUGGAAUUAACUGAGAGGCGAUAA